GUUGUGAGAGAUAUUGUUACGUACUGUUAGGUAUUGUUAUAAUUUUAUAAACAGAAUUAGUGUUUUGGUUUAUAGUUUGCAGUGUAUUGAAGCCGGAGAACAGGUUUAAAACCAACAUUAAAGACUGAGGAAGUGAUCAUGGCAGGUUCUGAGGGAAACAAGUUGUGGGGUGGCAGGUUUGUGGGGAACACAGACCCCAUCAUGGAGAAGUUUAAUGCAUCGAUAGCGUAUGAUCAGCGCAUGUGGGACGCAGACAUCAGAGGCAGUAAAGCUUAUGUAAAGGCUCUACACAAAGCCAAACUGGUGACUCAGGAGGAAAUGAAGCAGAUCCAGGAAGGUCUCACUAAGGUUUAUGGUGAAUGGUCCAGUGGUACGUUCCAGAUCAAACCAGGAGAUGAGGAUAUUCACACAGCCAACGAGCGCCGGCUUAAGGAACUGAUUGGAGAGGCAGCCGGAAAGCUUCAUACAGGCCGAAGUAGGAAUGAUCAAGUUGUCACGGAUAUGAGGAUCUGGUUACGGGACUCCAUAACUACUCUAAAGGGAAAUGCCAUUGAACUCUUAAACACAAUGGUGGAAAGGGCAGCAGCCGAGAUUGAUUUUCUUUUUCCUGGAUACACUCACAUGCAGAGAGCUCAGCCAAUCAGGUGGAGCCACUGGAUUCUCAGUCAUGCAGUGGCGCUGAGCCGUGACGUGGAACAGCUGGAGGAAAUCGGGAGACGUGUUAAUGUUCUGCCACUAGGAAGUGGAGCUAUUGCUGGGAACCCCUUCAACAUUGACAGGGAACUGCUUCAGAAAGAGCUAGACUUUGAUGGAAUCAGCAUUAACAGUAUGGAUGCUACUGGACAGAGAGAUUUUGUUGCUGAAUUUCUCUUCUGGGGAUCAAUGUGUCUUAUGCAUCUCAGUAGGAUGGCAGAGGAUUUGCUCUUGUACAGCACUAAAGAAUUCUCCUUUAUAUCUCUGUCUGAUGCUUACAGCACAGGAAGCAGUCUGAUGCCUCAGAAGAAGAAUGCAGACAGCUUGGAGCUGAUUCGCAGCAAAGCUGGUCGAGUGUUCGGACGGUGUGCAGGUUUUCUAAUGACACUUAAGGGUCUUCCAAGCACUUACAACAAAGAUCUACAGGAGGAUAAAGAGGCCAUGUUUGACACUUAUGAUACACUCCAUGCUGUACUGCAGGUAGCGACAGGUGUCAUGUCAACACUGGAGGUGAAUCAAAAAGUCAUGGAGGCAGCUCUUAGUCCAGACAUGCUGGCCACUGAUCUUGCAUAUUACCUUGUCAGAAAAGGAAUGCCAUUCAGGGAAGCUCACAGCUGCUCAGGAAAAGCUGUAUAUCUUGCUGAAUCAAAAGGAAUCCAACUGAAUCAGCUUACUGUGGACGAUCUCCGUACUGCCAGCCCUCUGUUUGACAGUGAUGUGUCUUCAGUAUGGGACUACCAGAGCAGUGUGGAACAGUACAGCGCCCAUGGAGGUACAGCAAAGAGUAGCGUUACAGCACAGGUCGAACACAUGAGAACCUGGCUGAAGGCACACGAACAAUAGAUGAUUCUACACAGCUCACUAUGUAUAAAAAGGUCACCUGAUUUACUGUUUUGUUGAACAUACAAAAUCACACUUUGAUCACACUUAAAAUAGGCCACAACUUUUAGCAGAUUUUUUUGUAUUAAAGCAUUCAGAACACUUAAAAAUUCUGUUCUAAAAUAAACUACAUAAAGGAAAUAAAUGAACCAUUAUGUAUUCAACAUGAAAAUGCAGAGACUUAACAUAACAUAUAUAAAUAAAUAUUCUUAUUUUUGGGA
Messenger RNA from Trichomycterus rosablanca, 1793 nucleotides. RefSeq names its product argininosuccinate lyase (gene asl). The transcript is spliced from 16 exons. Gene Ontology annotation, cellular component: cytosol. Lineage: Eukaryota; Metazoa; Chordata; Actinopteri; Siluriformes; Trichomycteridae. The coding region runs from base 139 to 1536 and encodes 465 amino acids. Gene Ontology annotation, molecular function: argininosuccinate lyase activity. The record is from RefSeq and is a predicted model, not a curated record.